Rhizophagus irregularis DAOM 181602=DAOM 197198 is the source of this 411-nucleotide messenger RNA. The record is from RefSeq and is a predicted model, not a curated record. Lineage: Eukaryota; Fungi; Glomeromycota; Glomeromycetes; Glomerales; Glomeraceae.
AUGGUGAUUGGUGAAGGUGUGGAUGGUGGAGUUCGUUCAAUUGGAAUAGUAUUAAUUUCAUAUUUAUUUAUUAAUUAUAAUCAUAUGUUUACUGUUACCGAAUAUUCAAAGCAAAGAUUUGAGCUACGAAGGAUAAUGAAGGAAUUGGCGCAUUUCUUUGGUGAUAGUGUACUUCAAAGUCGAACUAAAUCACAACCUGGGUCUACAAAUAUUUUUUCACAGAUUGGAAAAUUUUUAUAUUCAAUAGCUGACAUUCAAUCUUAUAUUAAUAGAAGCCUUGAUAAUUGGAUUAUUUAUUGUGAAAUACCAUCAUCAUUCCAUGGUAUAAAUAUACAUCCUUCGCCUUUCAAUGAGUCGGUAUUCAAUAAUGCUGAUGUUAUCAUUCUUAGCGACUUGCGUGAUAACGAUUGA